GGAAAUUCCUAAUGGACUUGGUUUCUGCAAUCUUGUCUCUCUUUUGGGGUAUAUUCUCCGAUUCGAUACUUUCCGAAACCGUAACAUAACCAGCAUAUAUUUUUCAAGUUCUUUUCGGUUCCAAUUUUACGAUACCGUGAUUUCUCUCUCCAGGCACAUCCCAGCUUGUUGCUUCACCUGUUUAAUGGAGAUUACUCUGCAAGCCAUAAACUGUGAUGGGGGUUUGUGAAUGGCUGUUGCAGUUGGUUUGCAUUUACAAUGAGGACGGUGAUGAUGGUGGUGGUUUAGAAGCUUGUUAAUUCAAUUUACUGAAAUGGAUUUCUCUUUGUUGCAUUAACAAGUUUUGGAUUGGAAGAUCAAGUAUAUCAUGGAUUAAACAUAAUCAAUCUCUUCGAGGGCCAGAGUGGUGAUUUGACCUGAAGUAACAACGUUUUUGGCUCUUGACAUUUUCAGCUGAAGACAUUUAGUUUGUUCAUUUGUCACAUUAAUCCUCGAGAAUUUAAUUUAUGGAAGUGCUAGUCUCCCCUCAAGGACAAAAGCAGAAUUUGCAGGCUCACAGCCGCAAAUCUUUGUCGAGUGGAUCCCAGAGGGAUCUGUGGCUUGUUGUGCAAGAAGGGUCAUUGGCAGAUGUAGAUUUGGCAUUGGCACUGCUUAAGAAGAAUGGAGGUAAUGUCAAUCUUAGAAAUGUAUUUGGUCUAACUCCUCUUCAUAUUGCUACCUGGAGGAACCACAUUCCCAUUGUUAGAAGGCUUCUUGCAGUUGGUGCAGAUCCGGAUGCUAGGGAUGGGGAAUCUGGAUGGAGUAGCCUUCACAGGGCUUUACAUUUUGGUCAUCUUGCAGUGGCAAGUAUCCUUCUUCAAUCAGGUGCCUCCAUUACGUUGGAGGAUUCUAAAGGUCGAAUGCCAGUUGAUCUCCUAUCUGGCCCUGUCUUGCAGGUGGUUUGUGAUGAACAUAAUUCAGUUACUUCAGAGGUGUAUAGUUGGGGAAGUGGCGCAAACUAUCAACUUGGAACUGGCAAUGAACACAUACAAAAAUUACCAUGCAAAGUGGACACACUUCAUGGUUCUUUUAUCAUGCUCGUUUCUGCUGCAAAGUUCCACAGCGUAGCAGUCAGCACUCGAGGAGAAGUCUAUACUUGGGGAUUUGGAAGAGGAGGCCGCCUUGGGCACCCUGAUUUUGAUAUACACAGCGGUCAAGCUGCAGUUAUCACACCCCGUCAGGUGACUUCUGGUUUAGGGUCUCGACGGGUGAGGGCAAUUGCAGCAGCUAAACAUCACACUGUCGCUGCUACAGAGGGUGGGGAAGUGUUCACCUGGGGAUCCAAUAGAGAGGGUCAGCUUGGCUACACUUCUGUGGAUACGCAGCCAACGCCUCGAAGGGUGAGUUCUCUGAAGUCAAAAAUUGUUGCUAUAGCUGCAGCAAAUAAACACACUGCUGUAGUUUCUGCGACUGGUGAAGUUUUCACAUGGGGCUGCAAUAGGGAGGGGCAGCUUGGUUAUGGCACAUCUAAUUCAGCAUCAAAUUACAUGCCUAGAGUGGUUGAAUACUUGAAAGGCAAGUUUUUCAAAGGUGUUGCAGCUGCAAAAUAUCACACAGUCGUGUUAGGAGCUGAUGGAGAGGUAUACACAUGGGGUCAUCGACUUGUCACACCUCAACGUGUAGUCAUUACUAGAAACUUGAAGAAAUGUGGGAACACCACCUUGAAGUUUCAUCGCAUGGAUCGGCUUCAUGUGGUUGCUGUUGCCGUAGGGAUGGUACAUAGUGUGGCUCUUACAGAUGAUGGUGCACUAUUUUAUUGGGUCUCCUCAGAUCCUGGUCUUAGAUGUCACCAGCUCUACUCACUUUGUGGAAAAAAAAUAGUCAGCAUUUCUGCAGGAAAGUACUGGACUGCGGCAGUUACAGCCACAGGUGAUGUUUACAUGUGGGAUGGGAAGAACAGUAAUGACAAGCCCCCUAUUGUAACACGGUUACAUGGUGUAAAGAAGGGUACUUCAGUUUCAGUUGGUGAAACACAUAUGUUGAUUGUUGGAUCUCUAUAUCAUCCUGUCUAUUCUCCCAAUGUGGCUAACAAUCCUCAGAAGCUCAAGCUGAAUAUCAGGGAUGAGGCAGGAGAGUUUGACGAUUUAAUGUUUGAUGAUGUGGAUUCCAAUAAUCUGUUAACACCUAUUGAAAAAUAUGAUUCUGUACACAAGCCCAUUCCCAGCUUAAAAGGCCUCUGUGAAAAAGUUGCGGCAGAGUGUCUAGUUGAGCCACGGAAUGCUAUACAAUUGCUCGAGAUAGCAGAUUCACUUGAAGCACAUGAUCUGAAGAAGCACUGUCAGGAAAUUGCCAUUCGCAACCUUGACUAUAUUUUUACAGUUUCAUCACAUUCUAUUUCAAGUGCCUCACUAGAUAUUCUAGCUACCCUUGAAAAAUUGUUAGACCUGAGAUCAUCAGAACCAUGGAGCUAUCGUCGGCUCCCAACUCCAACAGCUACUUUUCCUGCAAUUAUUAAUAGUGAAGAGGAUGAUAGUGAGAACGAGAUUAUAAGGACUCGGGGCAAUCACACAAAGAUUACAUCAUUGAAAAACAAACAUGACAAAAGAUUAGACUCCUUUCUACAACCCAAAAAUAACCCCAAUGAAGGCAUCUGUAAACAAGUUCGAGCUUUGAGGAAAAAGUUGCAGCAGAUUGAGAUGCUUGAAGGAAAGCAGUCUAGUGGGCAUCAUCUUGAUGACCAACAAAUUGCAAAGCUCCAAACAAAGUCUGCUCUUGAGAGUUCUCUCGCUGAGCUUGGUGUUGAGAUUACAACACUUGCAAAAGCAUCAUCUUCAGUUUCCCCAGAUGGAAAAGGAAACAAAAGGGCUGAGGUGAGAAAACAGAGGAGAAAGAGUGCACAGAGGGUAUCACAGGUAGAGACCACAUCUGCUUGUUCUGGGACUGAAGUCAUUACGAAUGCUACAAAGGAUUUCUUGGAUGUUGGAAUUUCUCAGGUUUCCAAGAAUAAGGAGGAAGGUGUCAUGGACAAAGGAAUACUGUCAAACGAAGCCACUAAAGAGUCGACUUUUUGCAUUGUUCAGGACACUUCAGUCUUGCCAAAAAAUAAAAUUUCGUUACCAAUGCACUCCAAGAAAAAGAACAAGAAAGGAGGACUUUCUAUGUUCUUGAGUGGUGCUCUUGAUGACACUCAAAAAGAUGUUCCCCCUCCAACACCCAGAAGCGAAGGUCCUGCAUGGGGUGGGCCUAAAAUAGCAAAGGGAUGCACUUCUCUUCGGGAAAUACAGGAUGAGCAGAGCAAAAUCAAGGCAAGCCCAUCAAGCAGGAUAAAAGAUCGAGUGGAAGAUAUAUCUGAUGGUAAAAGUGACGGGAAAAUCCUGUUGAGUUCGUUUUUGCCUUCCAACCCAAUACCAAUGGUGGUCUCAGCUUGCACCUCACAAGCAUCUGAUGACGAAAGAAGUACGCCUCCUUGGGCUGCUUCCGGGACACCUCCCCACCUUUCUCGGCCAUCCCUUAGGGACAUUCAGAAGCAGCAAAAGGUAAAGCAACAGCAGAGUUUCUCCCACAGCCCAAAAACAAGAAUGACUGGAUUUUCAGUUGCUGCAGGUCCGGGCUCACCAUCAGAUCCCCCUGGAUUGAACCGCUGGUUCAAACCAGAGGUUGACACCCCCUCAUCCAUUAGAUCGAUUCAGACUGAGGAAAAGGCUAUGAAAGACCUAAAGCGAUUCUACAGCAGCGUGAAGAUUGUCAAAAACCAAUCUUAGGAGGCUUAUCGUCUAUUGCUGUAGCAGAAAAUUAAGGCUGUUCUUUGUUCUUUUUUUCCCCGUUCAUUGAAAGGUCUGCGGUAAAUCUGACUGUAUGGUUGAUCUGUACAUUCAACUCUCCUAUUUACAGAGUUCUCAAAUCUUUUUUCUCA
Messenger RNA from Carya illinoinensis, 3892 nucleotides. RefSeq lists its product as uncharacterized. The transcript has 11 exons. Gene Ontology annotation, molecular function: protein binding. The coding region runs from base 507 to 3740 and encodes 1077 amino acids. Lineage: Eukaryota; Viridiplantae; Streptophyta; Magnoliopsida; Fagales; Juglandaceae. The record is from RefSeq and is a predicted model, not a curated record.